Prunus armeniaca (apricot) is the source of this 588-nucleotide messenger RNA. The record is from the annotation of a GenBank genome assembly. NCBI's taxonomy places the organism in Eukaryota, Viridiplantae, Streptophyta, Magnoliopsida, Rosales, Rosaceae.
AUGGAAUCUCAUUCCUCUUCUUCUUCAGCCUCUUCCACCACCACUUACUUGUCCCAAACCAUGCAACGUACAAAGGGUUUAAUCUCAAAUUCAAAUUCACUUCCUUAUCACCAAUCUUCACUUCACUCUGUUAGGAGGCCUUCUUCGAAGCCAUGGCGGAAGCCGGCAAUGGCUCCGCUGCCGCCGACCCCGCCAAGAAUCUACAAAGUGGACCCCAUUAACUUCAAAGACCUUGUACAAAGCCUUACCAGCGGGCCGGGUUUUUUGGAGGCUCGAUCUCUGCAGAACGUCGCACCGGCGCCGAUUGAUGUUCGGAGAAAUGCCUCUGUUCUGAACAAUGUUCUUUCUUCUUCUUCUUCUUCUUCUCCGGCAUCGAAAAUUAUUUCACCAUUUUCAGCCAUUUACAAGGACUUGGCUGAAACACUGGAAAUGAGUUCUACACCUCAUCAUCAGAAGGCGCAUGAUAGCAAUGUGGACCCUAGUUAUCUGAGACUGAACUUGCAGUCACCUUCUUCCCAUCAUUGGUUUUCUUUUCCUCUGCUCAGCCCAGGAACUAUGUCCAGUCUGGAACAGAGCACAGUGCUUUAG